Messenger RNA from Symphalangus syndactylus (siamang), 1758 nucleotides. Its product is annotated as heterogeneous nuclear ribonucleoprotein A1-like. Gene Ontology annotation, molecular function: mRNA 3'-UTR binding. Gene Ontology annotation, biological process: mRNA splicing, via spliceosome. The record is from RefSeq and is a predicted model, not a curated record. NCBI's taxonomy places the organism in Eukaryota, Metazoa, Chordata, Mammalia, Primates, Hylobatidae. Gene Ontology annotation, cellular component: catalytic step 2 spliceosome.
AUUUUAGGCUUUUUUUUUUCUGCCCAUGGAUGCCGCCGAAGAAGCAUCGUUAAAGUCUCUCUUCACCCUGCCGUCAUGUCUAAGUCAGAGUCUCCUAAAGAACCCAAACAGCUGAGGAAGCUCUUCAUUGGAGGGUUGAGCUUUGAAACAACCGAAGAGAGCCUGAGGAGCCAUUUUGAGCAAUGGGGAAUGCUCACGGACUGUGUGGUAAUGAGAGAUCCAAACACCAAGUGCUCCAGGGGCUUUGGGUUUGUCACAUAUGCCACUGUGGAAGAGGUGGAUGCCGCUACGAAUGCAAGACCACACAAGGUGGAUGGAAGAGUUGUGGAACCAAAGAGAGCUGUCUCGAGAGAAGAUUCUCAAAGACCAGGUGCCCACUUAACUGUGAAAAAGAUAUUUGUUGGUGGCAUUAAAGAAGACACUGAAGAACAUCACCUAAGAGAUUAUUUUGAACAGUAUGGAAAAAUUGAAGCGAUUGAAAUCAUGACUGACCGAGGCAGUGGCAAGAAAAGGGGCUUUGCCUUUGUAACCUUUGAUGACCAUGACUCCGUGGAUAAGACUGUCAUUCAGAAAUACCAUGCUGUGAAUGACCACAACUGUGAAGUUAGAAAAGCCCUGUCAAAGCAAGAGAUGGCUAGUGCUUCAUCCAGCCAAAGAGGUCGAAGUAGUUCUGGAAACUUUGGUGGUGGUCGUGGAGGUGGUUUCGGUGGGAAUGACAACUUUGGUCAUGGAGGAAACUUCAGUGGUCAUGGUGGCUUUGGUGGCAGCCGUGGUGGUGGUGGAUAUGGUGGCAGUGGGGAUGGCUAUGAUGGAUUUGGUAAUGAUGGAAGCAAUUUUGGAGGUGGUGGAAGCUACAGUGAUUUUGGCAAUUACAACAAUCAGUCUUCAAAUUUUGGACCCAUGAAGGGAGGAAAUUUUGGAGGCAGAAGCUCUGGCCCUUAUGGCGGUAGAGGCCAAUACUUUGCAAAACCACGAAACCAAGGUGGCUAUGGCGGUUCCAGCAGCAGCAGUAGCUAUGGCAGUGGCAGAAGAUUUUAAUUAGCAAACAAAGCUUAGCAGGAGAGGAGAGCCAGAGAAGUGACAGGGAAGCUACAGGUUACAACAGAUUUGUUAACUCAGCCAAGCACAGUGGUGGCAGGGCCUAGCUGCUACAAAGAAGACAUGUUUUAGACAAAUACUCAUGUGUAUGGGCAAAAAACUCAAGGACUGUAUUUGUGACUAAUUCUAUAACAGGUUAUUUUAGUUUCUGUUCUGUGGAAAGUAUAAAGCAUUCCAACAAAGGGUUUUAAUGUAGAUUUUUUUUUUUUUGCACCCAUGCUGUUGAUUGCUAAAUGUAAUAGUCUGAUCGUGACGCUGAAUAAAUGUCUUUUUUUUUUAAUGUGCUGUGCAAAGUUAGUCUACUCUGAAGCCAUCUUGGUAAAUUUCCCCAACAGUGUGAAGUUAGAAUUCCUUCAGGGUGAUGCCACAUUCUAUUCGGAAUUUAUUUACAACCUGCUUGGGUGGAGAAGCCAUUGUCUUCGGAAACCUUGGUGUAGUUGAACUGAUAGUUACUGGUGUGACCUGAAGUUCCCCAUUAAAAGGGAUUACCCAAGCAAAAUCAUGGAAUUAUUGGUUAUAAAAGUGAUUAUUGGCACAUCUUAUGCAAUAUAUCUAAAUUGAAUAAUGGUACCAGAUAAAAUUAUAGAUGGGAAUGAAGCUUGUGUAUCAUCCAUUAUCAUGUGUAAUCAAUAAACGAUUUAAUUCUCUUGAAAAAAAAAA